Zingiber officinale is the source of this 3383-nucleotide messenger RNA. RefSeq names its product serine/arginine-rich splicing factor RSZ21A-like. Lineage: Eukaryota; Viridiplantae; Streptophyta; Magnoliopsida; Zingiberales; Zingiberaceae. Gene Ontology annotation, cellular component: nuclear speck. Bases 115 to 639 code for a protein of 174 amino acids. Gene Ontology annotation, molecular function: zinc ion binding; RNA binding. The transcript has 10 exons. Gene Ontology annotation, biological process: mRNA splicing, via spliceosome. The record is from RefSeq and is a predicted model, not a curated record.
AGCGAACGCUUCCGUAGGUCGACCAAAACCCUAAACCCCAUUGCGUCUGCAACAGUCGGGAACAUUCUAACGGCGAUUUUGACGCCGGACGAGGUUGACAAUUGUUGAUACAAAAUGUCUCGGGUUUAUGUUGGGAAUUUGGACUCAAAAGUCACAGAAAGAGUUCUGGAAGAUGAAUUCCGAACAUUUGGUGUUCUUCGAAGUGUUUGGGUUGCUCGAAGGCCACCUGGUUAUGGCUUUGUUGAAUUUGAUGAUCGAAGAGAUGCAUUAGAUGCCAUUCAUGAUUUAGAUGGGAAACAUGGGUGGCGUGUGGAGCUUUCUCGUAAUUCAAAAGGUGAAGGUGGUGGACGUGAUAGGCGUGGACAAGGUAGUGGUGGGGACAUGAAUUGUUAUGAAUGUGGUGAACCUGGUCAUUUUGCCCGAGAGUGUAGAUUACGCAUUGGAUCAGGUGGUUUAGGAAGUGGAAGGCGGAGAAGCCCUAGUCCACCUCGCUAUCGCCGUAGCCCUAGCUACGGUCGCAGCAGAAGUCGAAGCCCGCGAGGGGGAAGAUCUCCUCGUCGUCGCAGCUAUUCACCUAGGAGUAGGUCACCAGCACGUCGUAGAGAUUCUCCUUAUGCUAAUAGAAGUCAAAGCCCAUGAGGGAGAAGAUCUCCUCGUCGCAGCUAUUCGCGGAGUAGAUCCCCAGUGCAUCGACAAGAUGGUUCUCCUUUUGAUAAUAGAAGUCCUGGCCCUGAGAAGAACUACAGUCCUUCACGGGCAAAUGGUCAUGAAGAAUCUCUUAAUGUCAAGGGGGACGGGCAAUGGAGCAGGAGCAAAAGCUAAAGUGCACAUAGUGCAUCUCAGAAACUGUUAAAGAAGGGACCUUGGAACAUCUUUAAAUCUCCUAUAGUUUAGUAGAACGAUGAAGCUUUGGAUUCUUCCAUUGGCUGGAGCACUCUCCUCAGCUUUACUGGCACAUGGAGAGAUGUUUCCAAUCCAACCUCACUGUGGUACUGAUCUUUCCAACCUAGCACCACAAUGGUACAAUGUGGUACUGAUAAGCCCAGCACCUUAAUGACGCUGGUUUCUUCAAAGCAGAACUACAAUGGUGUCUAUUUCUUCAACAUAGCACUACAGCCAGUUUCUCCAAAGCAACACCAUAGUUUUGAUGAACAGGCUAUGUGCCAUAGUCUUGAUGAAGAGGCUGGGUCAAUUGAAACAAAGUUAUAUCUUCAUCUUAUAGCAUCACAAUCACUCUUUCACACUAUCAUUAUCUUCCUUAGGCACCCCUCUUCGUCUCUAUGCCCUGGUUUCUGAAUUUAUAUACUUCUAGGUCUAUUAAUGAAUUUUAGUUAAAACUUAUUAAUGGACCUAAUCAUUUAUGAUUGGACUCAAUCCAAAUACAUUAGGUUUUGACUUGAGACCUAAUGUCACCAUACCCUAAAGUCACACCCUCUUGACUUAGUAAGUUGUAGAGCAUAUGUUUUUUAAAAAUCAACUUUGUGUUAAUUAACACAGUUAUAUCCACAUUUUGGAGCUUGAUAACUAUUCUUGCACAACAACACUAUCUUUCCUAAACUCCUCUCUUCCUCUUCUAUCCUAGGUUCAGAAUUUUUAUAUUUUUAUGAGUUUUAACUAAAGUUAAAACUCAUUGAUGACCCUAGUGAUUUCUGAUUUAAUACAAUCCAAGUGCAUUAGGUUCUUGGCUUGACACUGAAUGUCACCAUACCCUAAAGUGACAACCUCAUGGCAUUCUAAACUAUAGACCAGUUGUUUUCAAAAAAUCAAUUAAAUCUAAUAAUCACUCUUGCAUAACAACACUGCCUUCCCAACGCUCUCUUAUUCCUCUCCAUACCCUAAUUUGAGAAUUAUAUAUUUCUAAAUUCAUCAAUGAAUUUCGGCUAAAAUCUAUUGAUAAUUCUAACCAUCUCUGAUUAGAUCCAAUCUAUAUGUUUUAAGUUCCUAGCUUGACACUAAGUGUCACCGUGCCCUAAAACUACAUACUCAUGACCUCUUAAGCUGGAAACCACUUGUUUUCAAAAAAUCAACCUUGACAUAAAGUCAUAUCCUCAUCUUAGAGUUUGAUAAUCACUCUUGUAUAACAACACUAUCUUCCCUACACUCCCCUAUUCCUUUCCAUGCCCUAGUUUUAGAGUUUUUAUACUUCUGGGUCAUCAAAAAGUUUCGAUCAAAAUUUAUCAAUGGUUCUAGUCAUCUCUAAUGGGACCCGAUCUAAGUGCAUUAGGUUCCUAGCUUGAAACUAAGUGUCACCAUGCCCUAAAGCCACAACGGCAUGACCUUCUAAGUUGUAGAGCAAACAUGUAUUCAACUUGGAGCUUGAUAAUUAUGUUUUUACAGCAACACUCUCCAUCCUUCCAUUCUCAUACAAUCUCUCUUUAAUGAUCCAUCAAUCGAGAUAUGUAAGGUACAAAAUUCUUGCAUUUCUAGUCCUCUUGACCAUUCAAUCGUAAUAAACCCUUGUUGUCCCUAAAGUCACCAUGCUAGCUGUGAUUCGAAUUCUCCAUGCCUUCCUCACUUAUUAUAAUAUUUAUAACAAAAAUCACAACCACGUCCAAAGCAUUGUUAAAGUGGGAAUAAUCUUUUGAAUAUAUAAAAAAAAAAGUGAAGGUUCAGAUGAAAUUAGUCACAAUUAUCUCUUUAAAUACAAGAUAUUUCACAUUGUUUAGCUUUAUUCCCUGCCCUCAAAUUCUAUGCAUGUGCUUUUGUCUCAAUUUCUCUCGAAUAUUUCAUCUCAUUUUCCAUACUUCAGCAGCUUACGUUAUUCUUAAAGCAAACAUUAUGAUGCAACAAUUUUUUCAAUGUCGAAUUUUAAAUUACAAGAGGCGAAAUAUGAUAUUUUAUAUAAUAAUCAGCAAACAGUGAUGCCUCUGCUUCUCCAUAAAUAGCGAAAGCAGGGAAAGUAAAACAGGGGAAACAGAGCAGGGCAAGAGAUGGCCGACCGGCGCAGGAACACCACCAGCCUCUACGAUAGCUCCGCCUCCCUCGCUGGGAACUUCAUCCCGUCGUCUCACUUCGCGCUAGGCCGCAACGAACUCGCUGCGGCGGCUGCACCCGGGCCCACGAAGCCCACCUUCCCCGUGGCGGUGCCCCCGCCGGCGGACGUGUGGCAGCUGGUGGUGGAGGAGCCGCCGGCGGCGGUGGACAAGCUCGCGGAGGAGUACAUCCGGAAGGUCCGCAAGAGGAUGCGAGCUCAGCAGUUCUAUUCGGGGCCGCCGAACGUGAUCGCGCUUGCGCCGCCGCCGAAGUACAAGGUGGUGGCGAUAGAAUAAUUAAGGCUGCGGUUAACUAAACUUUAGCUACUUCUUGAUGUACUAAUUAAGUGGCCAACUAAUAAAUAGUGCUGUGCUAGUUGUGGGUAUAAUACAAUAAGAUAUUUUCACGAA